Messenger RNA from Paramormyrops kingsleyae, 6433 nucleotides. RefSeq names its product protein bicaudal D homolog 2 (gene bicd2a). Gene Ontology annotation, biological process: regulation of microtubule cytoskeleton organization; microtubule anchoring at microtubule organizing center; protein localization to organelle. Gene Ontology annotation, molecular function: dynactin binding; dynein complex binding; cytoskeletal adaptor activity. The record is from RefSeq and is a predicted model, not a curated record. Gene Ontology annotation, cellular component: Golgi apparatus; cytosol. NCBI's taxonomy places the organism in Eukaryota, Metazoa, Chordata, Actinopteri, Osteoglossiformes, Mormyridae.
GCCUGCCUCAAUCGCUUCCAGAGGAGAAGAAGCAAAGGGCGGCGGAAAUUGCAAUCAUGAGACGGAUUUGAAAAGAAAGAAAAUAACGUCUUCAGCCCGAAGAAACUGGUGUUCGUAGCCAGUCAUAUGACAGAAAAUGGACAGUUCACAAUAAGUAACCCGAGACGCAAGAGAAAAGCCAUGCAGUACAAACACAGAAGACAUUAAUGUAAUAGUAUUUCAUAUAAAGGGUUCCUCACGAUCUCUCAAGGUUGGAUCGGUUAGAGAUUCUUCCUUGUCUGUUUCGAUCGUCCCUGUGUGGUGGCUAAGCUUUACACCCUACCGGCUAAAAUGUCUGUAGAGGAACCGGGCUACCGUGGAGUGACGGUGGCAGCAGAAGAAGGGACGGAGUGGCUGCGUGCGGAGAUCGAGCGCCUUUCCCGUGAGCUAAGCGAGACGACGCAUGAGAAGAUCCAGGCAGCGGAGUAUGGGCUUGCGGUGCUGGAGGAGAAGCAGCAGCUGAAACAGCAGUACGACGAGCUGGAAAUCGAGUAUGAGACCGUUCGGCAAGAGCUCGAUCAGCUUAAAGAGGCCUUUGGUCAAGCUCACUCCAACCAUAAGAAGGUGGCUGCUGAUGGAGAGAGUCGGGAAGAGUCCCUGAUCCAGGAGUCUGCCUCCAAGGAGGCGUACUACGAGCAGAGGGUCCUGGAGCUGCAGACUGAGCUGAGGCAGAUGAGGAACGUCCUGACCAACACCCAGUCAGAGAACGAGCGCCUGGCCACCAUCGCCCAGGAGAUGCGGGAGAACCAUGAGAUGACCGAGCUGCAACGCACACGCCUGCGAGAUGACAUCAAGGAGUACAAGUUCCGGGAAACGCGCCUCCUGCAGGACUACACCGAGCUGGAAGAGGAGAACAUCUCUCUGCAGAAGCAGGUCUCCGUGCUCAAGCAGAAUCAGGUGGAGUUUGAGGGCCUGAAACAUGAAAUCCGCCGCUUGGCUGAGGACACAGAGUUCCUGAACAGCCAGCUGGAGGAUGCCAUCCGCCUGAAGGAGAUUGCAGAGAGGCAACUUGGGGAAGCCCUGGAGACCAUCAAGACCGAGCGCGAGCAGAAAAACAACCUGCGCAAGGAGCUGUCGCAAUACAUGAGCAUCGGGGACUCCAUGUAUCACAGCCCCCUCAGCAUCUCCCUCGAUGGCCUCAAGUUCAGCGAUGACAUCGCUGAGCCUAACAACGAUGACGCUCUCAAUGGCUACGACAGCAGCUUCUGCAAGUUGGCAGGCGACGACGACAACAGCAAGGUGUCCACCCCCAAGAAGAGCGACCUCUUCUGCCCCGCCCCCAGCUUGGUCAACGACCUCCUCAGCGAGCUCAACCUCUCGGAGAUCCAGAAGCUCAAGCAGCAGCUGAUGCAGGUGGAAAGAGAGAAGGUCAACCUCCUGUCAACGCUACAGGACUCCCAGAAACAGCUAGAGCAUGCCCGUGGGGCUCUAUCUGAGCAGCACGAGAAGGUCAGCCGUCUCACUGAGAACCUCAGUGCCAUGAAGAAACUACAGGCCAGCAAAGAGCGUCAGUCAGCCCUGGACAACGAGAAGGAGCGCGACAGCCACGAGGAUGGGGACUAUUAUGAGGUGGACAUCAACGGGCCUGAAAUCCUGGAGUGCAAGUACAAGGUGGCCAUGUCUGAUAUUGGGGACCUGAAGGAGGAGGUCAAGGAGCUCAAGUCCAAGUACCAGGACUGUCAGUCCAAGUAUGAAGAGGAGAAGAACCGCCUAGAGGGCGAUGUACAGGCUCUGACGGAGAAGCUGUCUGUGCUGGAGAAGAGCAGCCGCACGGACCGUGGCCAGGUGGAGCGUCUAGAGAAGGAGCUGAAGAAGGUGAGCGACGUGGCCGGAGAGUCUCAGGGAAGCCUCAGUGUUGCCCAGGAUGAGCUGGUCACCUUCAGCGAGGAGCUUGCCAACCUCUACAACCACGUGUGCAUGUGCAACAACGAGACGCCCAACCGUGUCAUGCUCGACUUCUACAAGGAGGGCAGAGGGGUCCGAAACAGCCCCGAAGGACGGGGCCGGCGCUCCCCAAUCCUGCUCACCAAGGGACUGUUCCCCGAGCCCCUUAAGGCCGAAAGCAGUGACAGCGUCCCGUCCCCUGUCUCCUCCCUACCUUCCCCGGUCUCGGACUCCCGCAGGGAACCCAUGAACAUCUACAACCUGGUGGCCAUCAUCCGUGACCAGAUCAAGCACCUGCAGAUGGCUGUGGACCGCACCACUGAGCUCUCCCGUCAGAGGGUGGCCUCGCUGGAGCUGGGUCCUGUAGUAGACAAGGACAAGGAGGCCUGCAUGGAGGAGAUCCUGAAGUUGAAGUCUCUGCUGAGCACCAAGCGAGAACAGAUCGCAACCUUGAGGACUGUGCUGAAGGCCAACAAGCAGACUGCUGAGGUGGCACUGGCCAACCUGAAGAGCAAGUAUGAGAACGAGAAGGCCAUGGUGACGGAGACCAUGAUGAAGCUACGCAAUGAGCUGAAGGCUCUGAAAGAGGACGCAGCCACCUUCUCCUCCCUCAGGGCCAUGUUCGCCACACGGUGUGACGAGUACGUGACACAGCUGGAUGAGAUGCAGAGGCAGCUGGCCGCGGCCGAGGACGAGAAGAAGACGCUGAACUCGCUGCUGCGCAUGGCCAUCCAGCAGAAGCUGGCCCUGACGCAGAGGCUGGAGGACCUGGAGUUCGACCACGAGCAGCUGCGGCGGGGCAGCCGUGCCAAGACGGGCCCCUCCCGUGCCAAGGGCGCCCCCGCCAACCCACAUAUUGUCAGCAGCUUGUUUCCUUCAUCUCGCCAGCCUACCUUUAAGUAGGGGAGGAAAAAUAGAUCCUCAUGUUGUCAUCAGGUAAUUUUUCCUCUUGCGUGCAACGUUCUCUCAUUGGAGAAAUCAGCUCUGCUUGUAUGAUAUACUGUAUGUGAAUCUUAAAAAAAAAAUGCAUCAGUGUUUUGAAGACAUGGCAAAUGGAAUAGAAGUAGAAGUCAACCGUUUGCCUUGAUCUCAUUUGUAUAAGUGGUGGAAAGGAGUUUGCGUACUGUUUUUUAAUUAAAUGCUUUGAUAUGCAAGCUAGGCAUUUGAAAAUAUGUGGGGCAUUUAUUAAUAGUUUGUUUUACUAAUAAAAGCAGGGUUGAUAUGAGAAAAAUAUGCUUUCUAAUACAUAACCAGUAUACUUUUUUCUUACUAAUCAUAUAUUCUAAAUAUAAAGCGUUUGGGUUUUGAUUUCCCAAAUUGCUUGUUAGCUCUUGAAAAUGAAUGAGAAAUUUAACCACUUGAGUUAAUGUUUUUGCAGAAUUUGGAGGAAUAGAUUUAAUAGUCAACCCUGCUUUUUUCCAGCUUUGCUGCAACCGUGUUUCAAGGUCUUUUAGGUUAUUAACGUUAGGAGCCAACGAGACUUUGAUAACAGAAAUAAUAGAAUAGUAGUAAUGAUAUUGUGCAUUUUAUGGUAGAGUCCAAACACUUUCCUCCAUUGAGAAUCAACAAAAUGAUUCUCUGUUUUCGCAAAGUUUUCUGGUUUGGCGAAAAGCACAUUAGCUACUUGAUGCAAAAUCAAAGGUCUCUCAAAGUAAACGGUGGCAAGAGGCACUCAGACAUAAAGCGUGUGCCUGUUAGUCUGAGAGAGUUUUUAACCGUGAUUUUUUUACCAUGGUAAAAUGUGGUAUUUAUUCUUCUAUGACCUGAAUGGCUGUUCCCGCCGUGGCUUUUGGAUUCAGACUCUCCUUUCCGUUAGCCGCCAUGCUUGCGCCCCGAUAUCGCCUCCUCUCGAGUUUCCCUGAGAAUGCGGUGAACCUUUUCUUUUUAGCAUCCGUUUAGCGGUUUCUGGAGGAAAGACGGUAGAUCGUCCGGUUUGAGAUCCACGUGCCCAUCAGGACACAGCAUGUGAACUCUGACUUUCCUACCUCUGCUUGCAGGCUCCCCCCUCUUCAGUUUGCCAAGCCUUUGUUUUUAACCGCCCCCCCCCCACUCCACUCACAAACAGUGAUCUGCAUGCCCCCGCCUCCUCCGUUUUUUGCUCUGCUGCAUGAGCUGAGCUCCUGGGUCUGGUACUUGUGAGCCAUCGACCUCCUGCACACGCUGCUCUUCCUGUGUGUGGCUGACUCUGGGCUUUGUGCUUUCAUAACAUCUGAAAAGGCAGCAACGCCACGCCCUAACGACACUGGCAGCUGCUAACCUGCGGGCACUAACCUCUGCCCUUAACUAACUCAGUUUUCCAACCGCAGCGUGUGGUUGGUUUAUUUAUGAUUUUAAUGCAAAGGUCCUGCUUGCUACUCAUAUUUACCCAAUUACAAUUUUAAUGGCUAAAUAUCAUUUUUAAUGCUGAUUUUGAUUUAUGUCUCCAUUUUGCAGUAAUGUAGUUCAGCCUGGAUGCGGAGCUUCCGGCAGAGCGAGAGGCAAACGUGGCCGGCUCCCCGUUAGGCGCCCCUCCCGCAGAUAGCGUUGCUUGGCCAAUAGGACUUAAGAAUUCCACACGGAGAACUUUUUUUUCUCUUUCCCUUCCUCUAAUUGGCAAAAAAGCGAAACGGACGUGUCCCGGUCGCCGCAUUCGGAAUGUGAAACGAAGCGCAGCUACUUUGCAGCCGCAGCUGCGGGGAAGUGAUGCUCACAAGUACCGAGGAGAAGCUGGACCUCCUGUCCCGCAGCGACCAAGGGUCUGCGAGAGAAGCGGGGGCUGCUUUGUGUUUUCCUCAGUGUUCUUACAGAUCGAUCCUGUGCACUUUUCACUCUUCGGUUUUACACUUUAGGGAAAUUUUGUGGCGCUGUGGUUAGUCAGUCUGACCCUUGUAUUUUUAAAUAUUAUUGUUUUUUUUUAUGCAUCUCUUUGCACACGCCACUAAAACAGAAUUUCUCACCAUCAUUACACUACAAACCAGAGCUCAACAUUCUCCCCUUCACUGAAUUAACCCUUAACUCAGAUCAUAGACUUAUUUUUUAUUUUUUAUCAUAAUUAUUGUUAUUGUUUGUUGUUAUUUACUGAUAUGAUACUGCCAUGUUCUGAACAAAAUCCAGGGUAAGCAAAUUCUGGGGUUUUUUCAUGUAUUAUUAUUCUUAGGAAUAGCUCAAAGUAACAAGGAGAAACUUGACGUUGUUCUGGUUUAAAUGGUAGUAGGCACUUGAAAACCAUGAAUGAAUUGACUAGUAUUUCCAAUUCAUUUCCAGAAUUUCUGGGAUAAAGAUUCAGGAGGGAUCACUGAUGGACAGAAUUUUUUGCAAGUGUUCUAAUUAAAUUCCAAAUUGGAAUUGUUUCAUUCUCUCUUUGUUUACCGUGCCAAAUCUUGGUACAUUUUUAGGUUUUUGAAAAUGAAAUGGAGGAGAAAAAAAGCAGGAAGUAGGCUGCUGGAGAACAUUUGUGAUUUGGGUUCCCUAUCUCAGCGCCUUGUUUUGUUCUGCUCUCAUUCUGACCAGUAGUGCCUUUUAUUUCAAGGGAGAAUCUUAGCCUAGUUGGAUGACUUAGGAUGAAAUUAAGCUACUAGCAACAAAUCUUAGCAGAGUUUAGGAGCAAUAAGUGCAAAAAGCAUGUCCCUUUUUGCAUGAGUCUGACUAGUUACAUGAAAUGGAAAUUGUACUGAAUUCUGUAAGUCAGUGAUCCCUGGAGGAUGCAAAUUCAGGGCUUUAGUGAAGUUUUUUAAUCAUACUUUGGGAACCAAAAAUAAUCACUUUGGCCUCCUAAUGAAUAAAAGCGGUAAGAUAUAACACAUUUGUGGGUGCAGGAUGGUAUACUAUUUGAAAUAUUAACGUAUCAAUAGCUUUGUAUGGUGGUGAUGGUAACGUGGUAUCAAUAGUAUUGUUGGUAAAUGUGUAAGCUUUUUUGUAUUUUCUUUUUUAUACAUCUAAGCAUUGUUAUUUCAGUAAACAGAAAGCAGACUCCGCAUCUACAAGCUUGGUGUGGCGUUUGUAGCCAUAUGGUUUGUGGAGGCAUCAAAAUGUUGAGUUAUUGUUGUGGUUGGAAAGUUUAAAAAAUUUUGAGUGCAAUUCAGAUGCUGUUUUACUUGGGUAAAGGUUUUCUGUUUGCUGGAAGCGAUUGCAUUAUGAUUAGCCGUGCAAAACUUUAUCAUCCUUCUGUUACAGUAUUGAUCAUUUGAUACCUUUAUAUGAAUUAAUGACUUCACCUGUAUGUCGGUAUUUAUUUAAAAGAUGUCUUGCAGUACUGUAUUACUUUAAUGUGCAUUACGAUUAGUGGCAAAAAUGAUCUUGACUUAUGCAUGUUAUUCAGUCAUGGGACCUUUACACAGAGGUGAAAAGAAAAAUGCGCAACUUCAAAAAAUGUAAGCUAAAAUGGAAAAAUGUAUAAUUUUAGGCGUUAAUAAUGUAUUACUUACAAACUAAUCCUAAAGAGAAUUGUUUUGUUUUCUCUAGAAAGGCUGUGUGUCUGUGUAAAGGUAGUCAUACUGGCUAAAUCAAUAAAGUUGGAUUAAACCAUUCCUAA